AUGACGACGAGAAGAAUGCCAGAGGAUCCAUCGACAGCUUGCGAAGAUUUAAAGUUCUUCGAGAAACGGUUGACAGAAGUCAUAACAUAUAUGGGACCAACAUGCACCAGAUGGAGGAUUACCAUUGUCGUUUUUGCUGUAAUCAUCGGUGUGACUGGAUCAAAGUAUUUCGCGAAUGAGAGAGUCGAUCAAUUACAAAUGACGAUAACUGAUUUGCUAUUCACCACGCAUCUAGAUUUCACCCUCUGUUUCAUUGUUGCUCUUCUUCUAUUCGGAGUUUUGGGCGUCCAUCGGCGGAUUGUGGCACCAACUAUUGUGGCUCGUCGUUGUCGUGAUGCUCUUUCUCCGUUCAGCCUGAGUUGUGAUCACAACGGGAAACUAAUUGUGAAGCCAGCAGUUCGUCCCCCAGCUCCUUAG
Molecule: messenger RNA, 417 nt
Organism: Caenorhabditis briggsae
Lineage: Eukaryota; Metazoa; Nematoda; Chromadorea; Rhabditida; Rhabditidae
Gene: Cbr-spo-7
Product: Protein CBR-SPO-7
Exons: 5
Coding region: 1-417 (138 amino acids)
Cellular component (GO): Nem1-Spo7 phosphatase complex; cytoplasm
Source: RefSeq, a predicted model, not a curated record